Punctularia strigosozonata HHB-11173 SS5 is the source of this 347-nucleotide messenger RNA. RefSeq lists its product as uncharacterized. The transcript has 4 exons. Lineage: Eukaryota; Fungi; Basidiomycota; Agaricomycetes; Corticiales; Punctulariaceae. The record is from RefSeq and is a predicted model, not a curated record. Gene Ontology annotation, molecular function: DNA binding. The coding region runs from base 38 to 256 and encodes 72 amino acids.
CAACCAACCCGAACGGACAGAUUUCUUCAUCGACGCGAUGGCCCCCGAUCCUCGUUGCACCGCUCUGGCCGCGGCCAAGGACAAGAAAGGCAUCUCCUACACUCAGAUCGCCGAGAAGAUGGGUACCUCCGAGCAGCAUGUCAUCGACAUCUGCACUGGCACCCAGAAAGCGACUGAUGCGGAGUUCAGCUCUCUUGCCCACAUCCUGGACGUGAAGUCUGCGCCUCCUCACGACUCCGCGCACGUCACCAAAUGAAUGGGUGCUAUCACGUAUAUACGAGGCCAAUGUAAUCUAGCAUGUCACAUACACACCCUGCGGAUGCGGCGUGAGGACCCUGAGGUCAUAA